Molecule: messenger RNA, 1041 nt
Organism: Phoenix dactylifera (date palm)
Lineage: Eukaryota; Viridiplantae; Streptophyta; Magnoliopsida; Arecales; Arecaceae
Source: RefSeq, a predicted model, not a curated record
AUAUUGCUUUGAAAUCCACACAAUAUCCAAAGUUCUAAAGAGAUAUUCAUAUCAUCGCCACCUUGUUUCUAGUGCUUUGCAAACUUCCAUGGCGGAACAGAUGCCCAUCAUCACAGGUAGCAGCCCGGCAGAGCCGGUUGACGGAGCACCGGAGGACAACGUGCAGGAGGCUCCUGCUGAACAAGCUCGGGAUAAGAAGGAUAGUGCUCCGGAAAAGCUCAAAUGUGACAGCUCUAGCUCCGAUUCCGACUCCGGCUCUGAAAAAGACUCAGCAAGUGGCGAUGACAGCUCCAACGUAAAAAAGAAGAUCGUGAAGGAGAAGGCUAAGAAAAAGUCAAGUGGAAAAAAGAAAGAAAACAAACUCCAGUGUGAUAGCUCUAACUCCGACUCUGGUAGCUCAGCCUCAGCCUCCGCUUCAGCUUCUGAUGAUGACUCAGCCUCAAACUCUGCUUCUGACUCUGGCAAAUCAAGCAGUGAAGCAGUGAAGAUGGAUGAGAAAAAGAAGAAAAAGGAGGGGCUAAUGGAGCAGAUUAAAGAGAAGUUUAAAUCUGGUGCCGACUCUGGCGAUGACUCCAAAUCUGUCCAGGAUGACAAAUCUAAAUUAAAGGAGAAGAAAAAGGAACCCGAGGAGAAGGCACAGGAAAAGUCUAGCGGUGGAACUGGAGAAGACGUAUCAGCAACAGCACCAGAGAAACCCAUGGAAGUGGAGCACGCCCAAGAAGAGAAAGGUAUCUUGGAGAAAAUCUAGGAGAACCUAAUUGGGGCCGACCCAAGGGCAAUAAGAAUCAUGAAACACAGGUGUGAGAAAAUCAAAGAAAGCACUUAGGAAGGCAGCAACUUUUUCUUCCGUGUCUAGUUUUUAUGAAGUAGGCGUGUGCGCUAGUUUGGGUCGUGUCCUUCUUCCCCCUUCAAGUGUGGUUUCGUGUGUUGUUACUUUGUCAUCUGCAGUACGAAUAAGAGAUUAAUAAUGCAUCGAGUUAUGGUGUGCAUGUAGUCGUGAACGUACAUCAAUAAUAUAUCUGGUUGCUUAAUUUUAUUAAA